UAUCAAAGAUGAAUGUUGAAGUGUUUAAAAAAAUUCUCGAUCUGCGGCCUUUAUACUCAGUUUUGAAAAGUCGCCAAUACUCAAACGCGGACGAUAUAUUUAAGUUCUAUGAUGACCAGCCGAGCCACAUGCUGGAGUUAAAGGAGAAAUAUCGCACCUUGGACGAGAAAGAUUACAACAGAUUUAUCAGCAAGAGGGCUAUGAAGAGGGAGCCGGCGUUGACCAGACAAAUAACGACCCUUUCUUAUAAUGUGAGCAAGGAAAUGAUAUCACUAGCUGAAGGCAUGCCCAACGAAGCUAUCUUCCCAUUCACGCGUCUCGAAAUGUCCACCAGGAGCGGUGACACCUUGGUGCUGGAAGAGAAGGAGCUGGCAACCGCCCUGCAGUACCUCCCAUCUCAAGGCUUGCCAUCCCUGCUGAAGGAGCUGAGGCAAUUCCAGCAAGACUUACAUCGCCCCCCUCCUCUGUCCCGCGACGUGAUAGUCACUAACGGCGCUCAGCAUGGAAUCUAUCAGUGCGUUGAGAUGCUGGUGGACCCAGGUGAUCCCAUCAUCACCACCGAAUUCACAUAUACUGGAAUUCAUAGUGCUUUGAAGCCGUAUCAACCGGAGAUAAUCGGAAUACCAGAAGACGAGAACGGUUUAAUAGCUGAAACAUUGGACUCCGUUCUCAAAGAGAGGUUAGCGCGUGGUCUCAAGAUGCCACGUCUAUUGUACUUGAUACCAACUGGCAACAAUCCCACUGGCACCGUCAUAAGCGGGGAGCGACGACGACAGAUAUACGAGCUUGCCUGUAAAUAUGACUUCUUGUUAGUGGAAGACGACCCUUACAUGUUCCUUAACUAUAAUAAGGUCCCGACCCCGUCGUUUUUAUCCCUGGACGUUUGCGGCCGAGUGAUCCGUCUGGACUCCGUGUCGAAGGUGAUCAGUUCGGGGCUGCGGGCCGGCUGGCUCACCGCGCCCACCGCGCUGAUGCACCGCGCUGAGCUCCACGCCCAAGCGGAGCUGCUCCACUCGUGUACCCUGGCUCAGACAAUUCUCCUACACUUAUUCUCCAAUCGUAGCGCUCUCGCCUCUCAUCUGCUCUCUACGCGAUCCUUCUACGAGCUACGGCGUAACGCCCUGAGUGCUGCCUUGCGCGGUAUCGAGGGCCUCGCAGACUGGUCUGAGCCCAAUGCCGGGUUGUUCCACUGGGUGCGUGUGCGCGGCGUAGAGGACGUUUAUAAUAUGGUAUUUCACGUCGCAUUCCAACGAGGCUUGAUAUUAAUACCCGGACAAGCUUUUCUUUACGACACCGGCGCCACCUGCCAGUAUAUCAGAUUAGCUUUUAGUAAAAUAAAUGUGAAUAAUAUGGAAACCGCAAUACGCUACCUAGCGGACAUAAUCCGAGAGGAGCAAAAACUUGUCAAACAACCAAAAAGGUUAGCUACUGAAAGAUAGAUGGCGGUAGCUGCUCGACAAAUACACAGGAGCUCCUUAAUAUUUUUGUGUUACAAUU
Messenger RNA from Vanessa atalanta (red admiral), 1497 nucleotides. Its product is annotated as kynurenine/alpha-aminoadipate aminotransferase, mitochondrial. The transcript has 7 exons. Gene Ontology annotation, biological process: biosynthetic process. The coding region runs from base 9 to 1439 and encodes 476 amino acids. Gene Ontology annotation, molecular function: pyridoxal phosphate binding; L-kynurenine:2-oxoglutarate transaminase activity. The record is from RefSeq and is a predicted model, not a curated record. Lineage: Eukaryota; Metazoa; Arthropoda; Insecta; Lepidoptera; Nymphalidae.